Molecule: messenger RNA, 3141 nt
Organism: Stylophora pistillata
Lineage: Eukaryota; Metazoa; Cnidaria; Anthozoa; Scleractinia; Pocilloporidae
Biological process (GO): protein polyubiquitination; proteasome-mediated ubiquitin-dependent protein catabolic process
Molecular function (GO): ubiquitin protein ligase activity; protein binding
Source: RefSeq, a predicted model, not a curated record
CAUUCUGAUUUACUGGUGGAAGCGUCUUGUGUUUGGCUACAUUUUAUUCCUUCCCUUGCAUGUGAGACCAAAGGUUUGUUUCCUAUAGCUUGAUAUCUUCCAAAAGAACAUUCCCUUUUAACAUAAUUUGUGGGCAAAGUAUUCUCAAAUGGGGAACUAGCGAACAAAUGCCUACUCUGGAUGGUUACUUGAGUCAAAUAUCAAAUGAAUGGUCAUAUAUUGCUAAUAUAAAACUCUCCGGGUAAAUCUUAAUUUAAUGUAGCAGCUAUCUAAAAAGCAAUUUUUUUAAAAGAGUCUCAUUUAUCUGGGGAUUUAGUGACAUGACUUUUUCAGCGUGCAGUGUUCUUGACGUCCAGAUCUCAUGAACAGAGAUCGACGUAUUUUCAUAGCAUGCAUUGAUUUUAGUCGAUCGACAGCUGUAGUCAUCGUUUUACUCGAGCGUAAUAUGUAUCCCACUCUGGAGAACGGAAGACGAGUUUGUGAAUGACGCGGACUCAGGCGGGUGACUCACAGGUUCCAGUUCAGUGUGAGGGGCUAACUGUAAAUCAAUUAUUUCAAUUUUUAUGGUGAUAAUUUUUUAAACAAUUAGUCAGGGCUUUGUCUGGGAAAGGGGCUGUAGGGCGAGAGCCUGCGUGCCAAACAGACGGUGGUUAGAGGUCUUAUUCGUAACGGUAACCGUUUUUAUUGAAACCAUUGCCACAUCAUUCCAUAAACGUGCGAUUUGUAUGGCAAACGAGGUGCCCAGUACCGAGUUGUCUAUGGCCAAGAUUCGCCUGUGUUUCGAUAUUGUCGGGGAAGCUUGCUAAAUGGAUUUUUCUUACACCAAUUUUUUUAAUUGAUAAAAUAAUGGGAAGUCGAUGCUUGUUCGAACCGCUAAAACAUGGGACGUGAGAUGCCUUUUCGACCGAAGCCGAAUGAGACUCUGGCAAGACAGGACUCACUCAUGGCCAGUGUUGCAUCGACUGCUUCAUCCACUAAAGAGACAACAAACUAUGCCAGGUUGUGCCGUCUCCUGGUUGACAUUGGAACCCAGGCUCUUCGAGACACGUUAGAUGCCAUCCAUGCACCAGCUAAUCUGCCCACAGUUUUGGCAGCAAACAAACCCACCUUACAAUCUCUUAGAAAUAAAAAGAUUAUCAAUCCAAUACAAUGGGGAAAACUUUUCCCUGUCAUCCCUACUUCAGUGUCUUCACGUGACUUUGACACAACUUUGCUGAUGGUUGUGUUACGGAACCUGUCCGGCUUAACUGCUCCGCUUACCGGAUGGGACGCAUUGCCCGCCGUAACAGACCUCAGCAAGGAAGCGGACAUUGCCCGCGUUAAGUAUUUUAGGAACACUGUGUACAGUCACGCUGAGAAAGCUUCUGUUGAUGAUAUCAAGUUCAAUGACUAUUGGCGUGACAUCCGGGACACUCUGGUCAGACUAGGAGGCAUCACGUAUGAGGCUGCUAUCGAUAAUCUUAGAAACGAAUGCAUGGACCCUAAAGUUGAAGAUCACUACACGAAACUACUGGGUGAGUGGAAAAAGGACGAGGACAACAUUAAAGAUCAACUGAAUGAAAUUAAGAAGAGACUUGAUACCCUGACAGCUCCAGAAGAAGCGAUCGAUCAGGGUCAACCACACCAGCCACGUAAUCAGAUCUCAUGCGGUGUUACCACUUGCAAAGAGAGCUUUCACGUGAACAAACCACUUGACCUCUAUUGCCAUAAGUGUCAAGCCUGUUUUUGCCCGAGAUGUGGGCAAUCAGCUCAUGGUAGAGUUGUUCAGGGCAACACUGAUCAUUCACAAUCAACGACCAGAGGAAAAGGUUUGGUAGAAGCGGAACAGGGCGCCGAAGCUAACUUCACAAUAAUUACGCGAGAUUCAAGAGAACGACUGUUCUAUGACGAGCGGGAGCAAGUGACUGUCACUGUUAGCUCUCAAACCGGAAAUGAGGAGGUACAAGUCGUAGAUUGCAAAGAUGGUCAUUAUCGAGUAUGUUACAAACCAAAGAGUGUUGGUCGACACGACAUUGAAAUUAGGGUGAAUGGAUGGUCGCUGACUGGUAGUCCCUGGAAAGUCGAGGUGAAGCCACAUCAGUACAAAGUAGUGAGAUCGUCUGGGUCAGGAGAAUUAAGCGGACCAUACUGUAUCGCAAAGAAUGAAAUAACUGGAGACAUUGCAGUUGCAGAUUAUAUAAACAAAAGGGUCCAGGUCUUUGAUAAGGACAUGAAACAUGUGAAGACGAUAAUAGGAGGUAAGGCAGACUCACAACGUUGGGCCAACAUAGGUUGUCCUGUUUCAGUGGCAUUCUCAAAGAGCAAUGACAUCAUGGUUACCCAUGAGCAAUUCAGAUCACAAAAUAAGAAGCUUUCAGUUAUAACUGAUCGUGGCCUCUUCAUCGAACAUUUUACUAAACAUCUGAUUAAAGCACAUCAUGUUUUUGUCAAAACUGAAGAUGGCCACGUGAUCGUUUGCGAUGAAGGUGACAGAAAGAUAAAGGAAAUCUCCUCAGACGGGAAAGAAUUGCUGCUGGCCUUCUCUGCCCCGGAUAGUGAAGUGAACCCAAGCUUUCCAUAUUUCUAUCGUGGCAUGUUCUUUGUUUCCUAUAUGAGAGCACACUGUGUGAAGGUCUUUGAUAAGAAAGGAGUGUUUCUUUAUAACAUUGGUAAUGAGGGUUCUGGUGAAGGAAAGCUGAGAUAUCCCGAGGGACUUUCUGUAGACUUCUGUGGCAACCUGAUCGUGUGUGACGCUAGUGGUUUUGAUCAAAAUCUCCACCGCAGUGGCGUCUUGAAAAUGUUCACCUUGGAUGGAGCAUUUCUCACCUCAUUUGGAGAGGAUACGUUCAAAGUUCCUUGGAUCGUGUCUAGCUGCAAUAAUGGCGAACUGCUCGUUGCUGAUGUAGUCGGGGAUAGUGUUCAUAUUUUACGAUAACCCGUUUGCUCUCUUGCGAAAUGAAACACAAAUGAAACAACUCUUCAGUCGAUCUUAAAAUUGCUUCAAUAAUUCAUCUUCCUUUUUCUUGUUAAACAAAUCGCCCUUAAUGUUAUUCAUUAAUGGCUUAGUAUAAAACGUACUUUUAUUAAACAUUGUAGGCUACGUAGUCAAGGAAGACUAGAUUGCAAAUUGAGUGAAAUUAACAAGAAUUACAGUUUUUCCUU